AUGGAAAAGCUCACCCCCAACGAGCGGGAAAUGAGCCCUCUCUCACUCCCACACGAUGUUCGUGAAUCAUCCCCAGAGCGCGAUAUGGACCCGCGCAAUCCGCAGAAUUGGAGUUCAACUCGGAAAACAUUGCUCUUUAUCGCGUUAAUGUCUAGCUCGUUGUUGGCGGAUGGUGCAAUGGUCUGGGGCGGAACCCUCAUAACCCCCCAAGCCCUCGAAUGGGGAAUCUCAAUCAACAAAUCCGCGACCAGCAUGAACUACGGGAUUCUUUUGCAGGGGUUUGGGGGGAUUUUUGCGGUGCCGUUGAUUGAGGCCUAUGGGCGCCUCCCAAUCUGGCUCUGGCCCCAGAUAAUAACAACAUUCAUAGUCCUCGGCGCAACACUCUCAAACAACUACGACACCUUUACCGUUUUUCGGUCCUUGCAGGGUCUUUUUGGGACGGUGCCGCAGGUUAUUGGGUUGCCAAUUAUUCGGGAUAUGUAUAGGGCUGAGGAAUGGCCGCGGAUGAUAAAUAUCUGGUACUCCCCCAACCCAUCUCCCAUCGAUCCCCUGAUUCCCUCAUCCUCUCAUGCCAAUGCUAAUGUUUCUGUUAAUAAUAGGGGAACAACCUUCCUAGUAGGCCCCUUCCUCGGCCCAGCAGUAGCAGGCUACAUUGGCGCAGCGACGACCUGGAGAAUCUCUUUUGGAGUGUUGACCGCCCUCUACGGAGUGUCGACGUUGCUGGUUAUUCUCUUUGGAAGGGAGACGUACUACAAUGCCGAAAAAACAGCAAAUUCGUCAUCAGCCUCUUCAAGGCUAGCGUCCUAUUUUGGGAUUGGUAACACAACCCUCCCGAAAAUGAAAACAAUCAGUUACUGGAGUAGGAUGCUGGUUGCUUAUAUCUUUCGGUUUCCGUUGUUUUUGACGGGGAUUACUAUUUUGGUUAUCUUUACCUGGCCCAUCGGAAUAACAACAACAAUCGACACCUUCCUCCACAGCCCACCGUACCUCUUCAACACAAUCGGCGCAUCCUCAAUGCGUUUCGCCGGUGUUAUUGGCGCACUCUGUGGCUGGCUAGUCGGUCACCUCUUCAACAACCAAAUCUCCACACACAACGCAAAUUCACGCCCAGAAGCCCGCCUCCACGGCAUCUGGUUCCCAACAUUUAGCAUGGUCACGGGCCUCCUAACCUACGGCCUCACAAUGCAUUUCCAGAAACACUGGAUUGGUAUUGCGUUUGGGUGGGCGAUGGUUAAUGUGGGAAUGGUUGGGACUAUUGUUGCGAUUACAGCCUACGCACUAGAAAAAUACCCCUAUCACGCCACAACCGUCUCCGCCAUCUUAAACAUGUGGCGGACAUGCGGCGGGUUUGCGGUGGGAUAUUUUCAGCCUGCGUGGAUUGAGCGGUGUGGAUUGGGGCUGGUUUUUGGGUUGCAGGCUGUUGUUGUUGUUUUUUGUGUUGUUCUUACUAUUGUUCCGGUUUUUAUUAGGGAGAGGAGAGCGACCACAGCUAGAGCUGGGGCUGGGGGUGUUUAG
Penicillium argentinense is the source of this 1515-nucleotide messenger RNA. RefSeq names its product putative MFS transporter. Lineage: Eukaryota; Fungi; Ascomycota; Eurotiomycetes; Eurotiales; Aspergillaceae. The transcript has 7 exons. Bases 1 to 1515 code for a protein of 504 amino acids. Gene Ontology annotation, biological process: transmembrane transport. Gene Ontology annotation, molecular function: transmembrane transporter activity. The record is from RefSeq and is a predicted model, not a curated record.